Molecule: messenger RNA, 6174 nt
Organism: Pyrus x bretschneideri (Chinese white pear)
Lineage: Eukaryota; Viridiplantae; Streptophyta; Magnoliopsida; Rosales; Rosaceae
Product: receptor-like protein EIX1
Exons: 6
Coding region: 3010-5949 (979 amino acids)
Molecular function (GO): protein binding
Source: RefSeq, a predicted model, not a curated record
UUGGACUGAGUCGUAGUUCUAUUUUAGGCCGAAUUAAAAAAAAAGUAUUGGACCGAGGCAUAGUUGUAUUAAUGGAUCCUAAAUUCUAAUAAAUUCCAAAUUCUCAACCCUGACAUGAUUUUGGUUUUGGGUACUUUCUCUCUCUCUCACUCUACAAAUUUGAGUAGCAAAGCACAAAUCUUUGUGUACUUUUGCCAGUUCCGUAUUACAGGUGAAUGAAUUUGAUUGGUUUUGUGUGCCUACGCUGUUAAAGAAAAGCCGAAACAAAACGAAACGAAAAAGAAAAUUAACAAGAGUGAUCAAGCAAUGAUGAAUAACCUUAACAGUGUCGGUGACCCUGAGCAGAGUGAACUCGAAUCAUAGGUACAAGAAAAAUGGAUGCUUGGGGUACUUGACGGGACCAUUCAGAACAACCCAGUUGUUCAGAAGCAGGCAAUCAUUUUUUUCCUCUCUAUACGCGAUGGCCCCAUCGAAACCCAUUAACCACCAAAGCCACCCUGACCAGGUUGCCGACUCAAAACCCUCCGCCAGAGCCCAGCACUGCUUCUCUAGCAGCUAGGACGAUCACCGCUACAGCCCGGCUCGGAGUGGCGGCCCACAGAGAAAACCAAGCAGAGACGGAUGUUGAAAUAUACUUGAAACCUUUAGCCUGGGGAACCCAGUUGGUAAAUAAAGAUAAAAAAAGGAAAGGUCAGUUACUGAAUAAAAGGUAAUAUUUCGUUUUCGCAUUUAUUUGUGCUUUAAAAGGUUAGUAUUUAGUGCAAUAUAUGCAAACAAAAUCCCCUUUAUAAUCAUGUUCACUAAGAACCCAGUUGGGAAAUUUGAGACCUUUUGUUUGGGGAGUUAGUUAAAUUUGUUAGAUUUUUCAUGGAUUUUGGGAUACUAUACUAUUUUUGUUCGAAUUGCUGCAUGAGCUUUGUAGUGGGGAAUUUGGCAUGAGAAGGAGUUUAAGGUCAAAGUGGAAGCGAUUGGCCGUGUUCGCUGUAAGAAUCAAUUUAGUGAGGUUGAUUGGUUAUUGUGAGCUCAUAGGUAAUUUCGCUGAAGGAGUCAUAGUUAAUUUUGAUCUUCAUUUGCUAUAUCGUGUAUGCUUUCGAGUUUUGAUAUUUUGUUUAAUGCAUGGCCUUCUCUUGAUGGCUAAUUUGUUAAGAAUCUUUGUAAUUACUGGACUGCCUCCACAUCAAAGGUUUAGUCUCUCAUCGAGCUCUGAAGAAUUGAGCUCAAUAUAUGGAAGCAGACAUCAUGGUCAACAAGUGGAGGAGAUAGAGGAAGAAUUCUAUGAAGAGUUGCUACUGUAUAAUUAUGUUUUUUUAUACAUUGUCAUUUGAAUUUUUGCAAAACAUAACGCAUGAGGAAGUAUGUUGGUAUUUGAUUUUGAUUUUAGUUGUAGAAAUUAACAAACAUAUAAUACAUACCUUUUCAGGUGAUGACAUCGACAGUGUCGACAUCAUGCAUUUAGGUUGGCAAGUGGUUUUUCAAGCUUUUGCAACCACUUUCGGUCUUGCAAGGGUUAUAAUCUUAAUCAACAAGAUGCAAAACGAGGUGGGAAUCAACACCCAGCUCUUCAUCCCAAGAAAAUGGAAGAACGAAAAGGGAAUAUGAGAUGAUAUUGAAGGCAGCCUUGCAAAGCAUCUGCUUGCUUGAUUCAAGUACCACAACCGCGGUUAUUGUUUUGGUGAGAUGUUCUUGAGUCUUUAAUAUUCUAGGCAUUGUGUCAGCAACUUGAGAUGAUUGUAAAGCAGUACAUGUAGCGUUGAUGCUUUUUACUUUACACGCGUAUUUGUCUCGUUGGAAUUAAACUUGCAAUGUACAGAGUUAUGCCAAGAAAAAUCAGGGCCUUUGGAAGAGUUUCUGUUACAAAAUUCGGGAGCUAUCCUAUCCAUAUAUGCUUCCAUUUAGUAAGAUUGGGGUGAUAAAGAUUUCUAAGGUGUUUUCUGAGUUGUUUUGGAGCUGCAUUCAUUUCUUGGAAGACCACAUUAAGAAGCAUUUUGUGAAUAUAUGCCUUACGGAAAAUUUUCGAUAUUUAAUCCUCCUUUUGUUUUGGUUUCGCGUUAGCACAUGGCGUAUUUUGUUUUGCUUGAUGAUUAUUCGAUGUGCCGUUAAAUUUGAGUAUCUUUAUGUGGAAAUGAUUCAUAGUUGUUGCGGAUUAUAGCAGCACUUUGUUUUGAUUUGUAAACAAACCAUGUACUUUAUCUUUGUUUUGGGUUACAAUAUAACGUUUGACGAUUGAAUUUGUAACAGGGUUGAGCAAUUUUUUCAGAAACUUACUAUUCUUGCGAGAUGCUCAAGUAUUAUGUCUUCUGCUUUUCUUUUUUCCUCUUUCUAUGUUUCUCCUCCAUGUAGUAGGCUGAUUACUUGAAACUAUUAUAUUGAUGACACAAUACGAUCUACAAAUGAAUAUUUCUUAUAGCUAUCCAUAUAUGGCAAGCAAAGUUUGACUUCAUUGGUUCUUAAGUACUAAGACGUCUUUUUAGUUGCUUUGUGUGGAAACUAUUCAUGCAUAUUGUGACUAACACAAUCAACACCCUUAGCAAAGUGUGGGCACAUUUUUUAGUUAUGAGUAAAUAUAUGACAUUGAAAUGUUAUAAAAAUAUCGUAUGAGGUUGUAAUUGUACCAAAACUUAAGAGGUAAAAUGUAUUACUCUUUCUACCUGCACAUUUAGCCCUGUUUAGGUAGGAAUAUUAUAUCUCAAUAAAUAUCACAUCAAUCAAAGAAAUUAAUUUUUUUAAGGACCCACCAUUCAAAGAAAGUAAUUAUUCCAUCUUAUCAUCUAUGAAACUUUUGUCAAAGAUUCCUAGACUCUGUCCGACUACUGCUCUCAUUGAUGUGUUAGAAAAUGCGGUCUCAAUCUCAUGCCGUAGAGGGUGGUUUGUCGUAGAGGAUGGUUUAGAAAAAGUGCUCAUGUCGUAGAGGGUGGUUUAGAAAAAGUGUGGCUCCCUAGUAUAUAUAGCUAGCACUACUCUGGAUGGUUUAUUGCUCGUACACAUCACUACUUCAUACACUAAAACUUUAUGGAGAGAAGCAUGAGAGUUGUUUUACUACUAAUCAGGGUUCUAGCUGUUACAACCAUUACUUUCAGUAUUGGUUUAUGCAAUGGAAUUCCCGGUUGGCCUCCGCUUUGCAAAGAAAGCGAAAGAGAUGCACUUCUGAUGUUCAAGCAAGAUCUCAAGGACCCUGCCAAUCGGCUUUCGUCGUGGGUUGCAGAAGAAGGUUCAGACUGUUGCAGUUGGACAGGAGUUGUCUGUGAUCACAUAACUGGCCAUAUCCACGAGCUGCACCUGAAUAGUUCCCACUCUGAAUGGGAUUCCGACUUGUUAAGUGGUAAGAUAAAUCCUUCUUUGCUCAGUUUAAAGCAUCUCAACUACUUGGACUUGAGUCACAAUGAUUUCAGUACAACACGAAUUCCUAGUUUCUUUGGUUCUAUGACAAGUUUAACGCACCUUAAUCUUGGACACUCACAGUUUUAUGGAAUAAUUCCUCAUAAGCUGGGAAAUCUCUCCAGUCUACGCUAUCUCAAUCUCAGUAGUAACAUUCUGGAGGUUGAAAACCUUCAGUGGAUUUCUGGUCUUUCUAUGCUGAAACACUUCGACUUAAGUUAUGUAAAUCUUGGCAAAGCAUCUGACUGGUUGCAAGUUACAAACAUGCUCCCUUCUUUGGUAGAGUUAGAUAUGUCCCAUUGUGAACUUCAUCAAAUUCCCCCUCUACCCACCACAAAUUUUACUUCCCUGGUUGUCCUUGAUCUUUCUGGUAACAGUUUUUAUUCUUUGAUGCCGAGGUGGGUUUUCAGUCUUAAAAAUCUAGUUUCUCUUCAUCUCAGUGGUUGUGGUUUCCAAGGUCCAAUUCUUAGCAUUUCACAGAAUACCACAUCUUUGAGGGAAUUUGAUUUGUCAUACAAUUCUAUUAGUCUUGAUCCGAUUCCCAAAUGGUUGUUUAACCAAAAAUUCCUUAAAUUGAGUCUAGAAGCCAAUCAACUUACAGGACAACUUCCAAGCAAUAUUCAGAAUAUGACUUGUCUUAAAGUUCUUAAUCUCGGGAGGAACGAAUUCAAUUCUACCAUACCUGAAUGGUUGUAUAGCUUGAACAAUCUCGAGUCCUUGCUUCUUUCUCGCAAUGCCUUACGUGGUGAACUAUCGAGUUCCAUUGGAAACCUUAAAAGUUUAAGGCACUUUGAUCUUUCAUGUAAUUCAAUAUCAGGUCCCAUUCCAAUGUCCCUGGGAAACCUGUCAAGCUUAGUAGAACUAGAUAUAUCUAGAAAUCAGUUUAAUGGAACUUUCACAGAAGUUAUUGGUAAACUCAAAAUGCUAACAGAUUUGGAUAUAUCUUAUAAUUCGUUCGAAGGUGUGAUGUCGGAAGAUUCUUUUGGUAACCAUACAAAAUUGAAGUAUUUCAUUGCAAAAGGAAACUCAUUUACUCUGAAAACUAGUCGAGAUUGGCUUCCUCCUUUUCAACUUGAAAGUUUACAAUUGGAUUCAUGGCAUCUGGGACCUGAAUGGCCAAUGUGGCUUCAGACACAAACACAGUUAACAGAUCUAAGCUUAUCUCGUACAGGAAUUUCAAGUACUAUUCCAACUUGGUUUUGGAACUUAACAUUCCAAUUAGGUUAUCUGAAUCUCUCUCACAAUCAAUUGUACGGGGAGAUUCAAAAUAUAAUUGCUGCUCCUGGUUCAGUAGUUGAUCUUGGUUCUAACCAAUUCACUGGUGCAUUGCCUAUUGCUCCCACCUCAUUAAUUUGGCUAGAUCUUUCCAAUUCAUCAUUUUCUGGAACUGUUUUCCACUUCUUCUGUGAUAGGCCGGAUGAACCAACGUUUCUUUCUGUUCUUUAUCUCGGGAAUAAUCUUCUCACUGGAAAAUUACCCGACUGUUGGAUGAGUUGGCAAUCCUUGAUAGUCCUAAAUUUAGAAAACAACUACCUAACUGGGAAUGUCUCAAUGUCCAUGGGAUACUUGCCAUAUCUGACCUCGCUGCACUUGCGCAAUAAUCACCUGUACGGAGAAUUCCCACAUUCCUUACGGAACUGUGCCCUGUUGUCAGUUGUUGACCUUAGUGGAAAUGGGUUUGUCGGAAGCAUACCAAUAUGGAUGGGUAAAAGCCUUUCAGGUUUGAAGGUUCUUAACCUUCGUUCGAAUGAGUUUGAAGGAGACAUUCCUUCUGGAAUCUGUUAUUUGGAAAGUCUUCAGAUAUUGGACCUUGCACAUAAUAAACUCUCUGGAACGAUACCGAGAUGCUUCCACAAUUUGAGCGCCAUGGCUAAUUUGUCAAAAUCAUUUUCUUCAACAAUGCUUAGGAGCGGUGCUUUUGAUGAGUAUUAUUCAGUUCCAGAGAAUGCAAUCUUGGUAACGAAAGGGAUACAAAUGGAAUAUACCAAGAUUCUGAAAUUUGUAAAAAGCAUGGAUCUUUCAUGCAACUUUUUGUAUGGAGAGAUCCCUGAAGAACUUACUGACCUCCUCGCAUUGCAGUCACUCAAUUUAUCAAAUAAUUGUUUCACCGGAAGAAUUCCUUCAAAGAUUGGUAAUAUGGAACGGUUAGAGUCUCUCGAUUUUUCCAUGAACCAACUUGAUGGUGAAAUUGCUCCAAGUAUGACGAAUUUGACAUUUCUGAGUCACUUAAACUUGUCCUACAACAAUUUGAUGGGACGAAUUCCGGAAAGCACUCAGCUGCAGAGCCUUGAUCAGUCUAGCUUCGUCGGCAACGAACUAUGCGGAGCUCCACUCAACAAGAAUUGCAGUGCGAAUGGGGUGAUACCGCCACCAACGGCUGAGCAAGAUGGAGGAGGAGGAUACAGUUUACUUGAAGACAAGUGGUUCUACGUGAGCCUGGGAGUCGGAUUCUUCACGGGGUUUUGGAUUGUGCUUGGUUCUUUGCUGGUAAACAUGCCAUGGAGCACUCUUCUUUCACAGUUGCUGAAUAUGAUGGUGCUUAAGAUGUAUCAUGUAAUUGUUGAAUAUGUUUAGCUUUGUGUUGUACUUUUGAGUAAGUUUGUUGGCAUUUUCCUUGCUGUGACGAAUACGCCAGUAUGGUUGUGUUGUAUGAUUUUGUCAAAUUUCAUCCUCUUGUUUCAUCGUAUUUUUCUUUCAGGUUUGGUUUUAGAGGGAUUAGGUUUCAUGUCCCCUCUUCCUUGUAUCGUUUGUGUUUUCGUUUCUAGAGAGGUAAGGUUUAUGUCCCUCCUUCUUACUCAA